This is a messenger RNA of Penicillium verrucosum, 2247 nucleotides long. RefSeq lists its product as uncharacterized. The transcript has a single exon. The record is from RefSeq and is a predicted model, not a curated record. Gene Ontology annotation, biological process: guanosine tetraphosphate metabolic process. NCBI's taxonomy places the organism in Eukaryota, Fungi, Ascomycota, Eurotiomycetes, Eurotiales, Aspergillaceae. The coding region runs from base 1 to 2247 and encodes 748 amino acids.
AUGGAGAGCACACCAGAGUUCGACAAAACCCUCGGCCAGGUGAAAGAGUUAUUCCUCAAGAAGAUAGACGCCGUGACGAAUUACACGGCAAAGGUCCAAAAAAUCUGCUCUACGGCUUUAGCCGCUUCACUACCAGUCAUUCGCCACACUCCGAUCACAUCACGAAUAAAGUCGUGGAAAUCAGCACAGGGCAGCAUCCGCCGACGGCAUGCUGAGUAUCUUCAAAAGAAACGCCUGCGUGAGCACGUAGAAAGAUGCGGUCAAGUGUGGGAUGACUAUUCACAAGAAAUGGGACUGGGCUCCUGGAAUGACAAUUUGACAUCUUCUCACAAUCCAAAAGAAUUACUUGAUGCGCUGCACGACUUUGGCGGAAUACGAAUAUCCCUUUAUUUCCCAGGAGAUCUGGAAAAAGUCGCUGAUAUACUCGACAAGCAUUUUGACGUCUUUCGGCGAACGGAAAAGGGAGAUGAGUCUCAGGUCAAUAUACAAACUAUGAAAAAUAGACUUGGUCUGACCGAAGAUCCUGAUGAAGGGAAGCAAGAAUUGAGCGCAGCGAAUGCGCUAAAGAAGCCUAUACGAACUUUCAAAGGCUACAAGGCAACUCACUUCAUUGUCAAGUUGCGCAAUAAAGACAUGGAAGAAGAUUUCGAGAUCGCCUGGGAAGAUGUCGUUGUUGAAAUUCAAGUUGGGACACUUGUCAUGCACGUGUGGUCUGAGAUAGAACACGACAUGAUCUACAAACCGCUUGAUUCACAGGGCGCAGGAGUGUCUGAGGAUGAGGAGCGCAUCUUGGACUUGAUAAACGGCAUAGUUCUGACAGGAGAGGCUGCGUUAAGACAGCUAGAAGCCAGUACUGCCAAGCGUCUGAACCUCCGCGCCAAAUACAAAGAAAUGACGGCAUGCAGUCACUACGAAAUCGCCACGUGGAUUGAAAGAGACUGCAAAGAACUCAAGAUAGAUCUCCAAGGAGACGCGAAAUGGGCGCUAUUGGAACAACUUUUUACUAUUCUGAAAGCCACUGGCCACCACAAACACGCUGAUGUGACAGGGCUAAUCAAGAGGGCCGCUCAGAAAACUUCUAGUCGUCAUUUGAUGCCAGCUAAGAUGCUCAAGCUUCUAUGUCAGACGAUAGUAGAUUCGAAAUGGCGGCCAUUGGGUAUCGAUGACCAUUUAUGCUUGAUCAAAAACGCACGACUCUGGGCGCUUCGGCUGGUGCAUAGUCUGAACGUAGCCAUCUAUCUUGGUGUGGCCCAAGAGUUCAUUACAGAAAGAACUCCGCCCUGUCGCCCGUCAAUCAAUGCUUUUCUUGACAUUUUGCAUCCAUAUCAGCCCCGUUGCUUGGAUCACGGGAUUGCUGAUAUGAUUACAAAAUUCUGUAAAGCAGUACUUGAGGACGAUAUAGACUUGAAGUCGAACGUGAACGAACUGGUACAGGUGGCCAGAGCCCUGCCUGCUAGAAACCUGGUUACAAGUUUACCUGGUGCUGAAGUCUCAGAAAUAGUCCCAAUUCCAGUCAUUCUAUACCGGUUGCUGUGUGAUGACGUUGCCAACGAGGACAGUCAUAUCGAAGAUGUUUACCGGUCACUGGAGAUAAUCGAUCUGAUAAUGGUCCGUUCUGAAAAGAAACAUGAGUCCUCGGUCAACCUAGCUCGCCUGUUAGGAUGGACAGCGGAUUCUGAAGACCGUUUCUUUGUCCCUAUAGACGUGACCGGAAGCAUGCCAAAAAGCCGCUGGCAACUUUCCAAAGACAGUCUACACCUAGUGAUCCAGAGUGCAGAUCUGGCUGAAACUCAUCAGUUCGCUCUGUUACCGCAACUCGGAGAAUCGAACGGCGAAUCUAGCUUGGAAGAAGGGAACGGGACGUCAAGCAGUGUCCUCAACCUGGCAUAUCACCUCUACCCACAAGAACAAUGGAAAGAUGUGUAUAGGGCGUGGCAGCUGGUCAAAGACUUCCAGCUUGAUCAAAAACAAGAGACUCCUCAGAAUGACGUUCGGUCGGUCAUCAACGAAGGACUGAGGGCUUCGCUCCGACUACAGGCCGGGUUCUCUUGGGGUGAAUCUUCGAAAGAGGACACUAAACUUGACUUGAACACUAAAGGAGAAAUGAAACGCUUCCCUUCGAAUCCACCCGAUUUAAAGAGCGUUUUUGACGGAUUGAUAAGUCGAGGACAGCAGCCACAAGUUAACAACUUGUCUCGGGUUCAGCGCAUGAUUCCAAGUUUUUCUUCCAGCAGAACGACUCCUUGA